UGUGUGCUGAUUAAUGACGUUCAAAUCGGCAUCUUUUGGCAUUACUGGUAGUUCAGUGGAAGUGAUACCAUGAGAGCAAGCUGUGAUUAGGAUUUCUCUGUGCCUACAAUUGCCGUCUGCAUGCUGUAGUGGAGUCUGGGAUCCCGUCUGAUCUUGGCAGUGCAACUGAGGGAGGAGGAGGAGGAGGAAAGAAGGGUGUGCAGAGGACUUUCAGUCACAAAGGCAUUCUCUCCAUUCUGCAGCAAAGUGAGCUGCAGUCCUACUGCAGGGCACCUCCAAACCCUUGUGACUCCAGGACAAACUCAGCUCCUAGAGUGGAAGCAUGUCUGUGGUUUGAUUUGCCCUGGAUAGAGACCCAUUCUUCAGACUUCCUGAUGAUUGCUGACUGUUGUACCUCAUUCCUAUUGAAAGAUUUUUUUCUAAUCCCAUCCGGAUAUGACAGUAGUCUACUUUAGCAAUAUGCUUGAUUGGUCAUAAAGGGAGGCUCGUGUACAAAAAAGACAAACAAUUGGAGGUGCUGUGAGCAACAGGGGAACGACAGAUGCAGGCAUGAUCCGUAAUCAUAGGAUAUCUCAAGAUGAACUCUUCUGUACAUGGAAGUAACAGCAGUAGCAGUAGCCACCCCUUCUGCCUGCUGGGGAUUGGAUUCCAUGAGGCUAUUCCAGUCUGCAUCUUAGAAGUGGGUAUAAUCAUCUUCCUCACUGUAUUGAUCAUCUCCGGCAAUUUGAUUGUGAUCUUCGUCUUCCACUGUGCUCCUCUACUCAACCACCACACCACUAGCUACUUCAUACAGACAAUGGCAUAUGCAGACCUUCUUGUUGGUGUAAGCUGUUUGGUGCCUUCUUUUUCUCUUCUUUACUACCCUGCUGUCCUCCCGGAGUACUUUGUGUGCAGGAUGUUUGGAUAUGUGGUAUCUGUUCUGAAGAGUGUGUCUAUGACAUCUUUGGCCUGUAUUAGCAUCGACCGGUACAUUGCUAUCACAAAACCUCUGACGUAUAACACACUUGUCACAGCAUGUCGGCUGCGCUUCUGCAUCCUGCUCUUAUGGGUAUAUUCAUGUGCAGUGUUUCUGCCCUCAUUCUUAGGAUGGGGGAAGCCUGGCUACCAUGGGGAUGUGUUUCAAUCCUGUGCCAACUUGUGGCACACUAGCCCAUACUUCACUUCCUUCAUUGUGAUCAUGCUGUAUGCUCCAGCAGCCAUCAUUGUUUGCUUUACCUACUUUAACAUCUUCCGGAUCUGCCAGCAGCACACUAAGGAGAUAAACGAUAGACGGAUCCGCUUCAGUACCUCAGAAAGUGAACCUAGCCAGGGGCAGCCCAGCCCAGACAAACACUAUGCCACAGUUCUCUUCCGCAUCACCAGUGUUUUCUAUAUUCUCUGGUUGCCCUACAUCAUUUACUUCCUCCUGGAGAGUUCCAAGGUCUAUGCAAACCAAACUGCAUCUUUCCUUACAACCUGGUUAGCUAUCAGCAAUAGCUUCUGUAACUGUGUCAUCUAUAGCAUGUCUAAUAGUGUUUUUCAAAAGGGACUGAAGCGACUCUCUGGAACUGUGUGUGCAUCAUGUUCUAGGCAAGGGGAGAGUCAUGACGUAAGCAAGAGACACACUGAUGGCUGCAACCCUUGACCAGCACACACCGUGGACCGAUCUCUUAGUUUAGGAUCUUGUUCCUCAACUGUGUUCAGUAAACCUAGUCUGUGCCAAUAAAUGUUCAAAACAGGAGUUGCCUUUUUUAAGAAUUGACUUUAUAUGCUCCCAUUGUUCGUUUGCAGUAAACGGUGGUAAAUACACUUGGUGGUUCAAGGGCAUACCUAAUAUCAGGCCCAUACUGGGAUAUCCGUGCUGUUACCACGUGUGUAUUGUGAACAUGAUUGGUGCUGUUUAUCUUGUGAUCUGCGGAUAUAUGACAUUCUAUCAGUAAAUGGAAGUGCAUAUUUUAUGAUUAUAUUCCCCAUCCUAUCAUUCCAUGUUUUGCUCAAUUUAAACUACAGAUCAGAGGUGCAGCUCUAAAUUUCAACGUUUUAUCUGUGAAUGGAAAGGUUUUUGGUGCAUCCAUAACGGUUUUAUCCUUGACUUGCAUCUUUUAUGGAGCUAAAUAUUUGGAUUCACAUUAUUAUUCCACCCAACUGUCCCGUUUUCUGCAGGACUGUCCCGAUUGUGACAGCUCAACCCGCAGUCCCAGAUUUUUACUGAGA
Molecule: messenger RNA, 2193 nt
Organism: Xenopus laevis (African clawed frog)
Lineage: Eukaryota; Metazoa; Chordata; Amphibia; Anura; Pipidae
Gene: gpr21.L
Product: G protein-coupled receptor 21 L homeolog
Exons: 2
Coding region: 578-1624 (348 amino acids)
Biological process (GO): detection of visible light; G protein-coupled receptor signaling pathway; signal transduction
Cellular component (GO): plasma membrane; membrane
Molecular function (GO): G protein-coupled receptor activity
Source: RefSeq, a predicted model, not a curated record